This is a messenger RNA of Rhincodon typus (whale shark), 1218 nucleotides long. Its product is annotated as DNA-binding protein SATB1-like. Bases 1 to 1113 code for a protein of 370 amino acids. The transcript is spliced from 6 exons. Gene Ontology annotation, biological process: chromatin remodeling; regulation of transcription by RNA polymerase II. NCBI's taxonomy places the organism in Eukaryota, Metazoa, Chordata, Chondrichthyes, Orectolobiformes, Rhincodontidae. Gene Ontology annotation, molecular function: DNA-binding transcription factor activity, RNA polymerase II-specific; RNA polymerase II cis-regulatory region sequence-specific DNA binding. The record is from RefSeq and is a predicted model, not a curated record.
AUGGAUCCUGAAGAGAUCUGUUUGGUCGUGAAGAAAGCUGCUGAAACGCUGUCCUGUUCCGAUGCCAAGGCGCAACAACUGAGUCAUGCUCCACCGCCUACAAGCCAAUCAAGCUCAGAAGGAACCAGUUCCAUGCCCCAGGUUACUGUCGAUUGGCUGUAUUUGAUGGCCCACAUUAUUGAUGUGCCCAAAACAGGAUUUCCAGGACCAGUCCUCUACUCUGAGUUUAGCCAAGCUGAAAUGGAGACUAUGUCUGAACUGUCUGUUUCUCAGCAAGGGACAAAUCAUGUUAACUUUGGAUCACAAACAGUUCCUGGAAAUGGUACUGAACUGCCCCAGCCACCAUCACCUGCCCAGCUUCCUCAUAGUGGUCAGCCUGCUACUAGGCCCCAACUUUCCAAUUUGCAUCCUGGACUUGUUUCUGCACCUCUUAGCCCACAGCUGGUGAAUCAGCAGCUGGUUAUGGCCCAGAUAUUAAAUCAACAAUUUGCUGUCAACAGACUCUUGGCACAGCAAUCUCUAAAUCAGCAAUACCUGAACCACCCUCCUGUCAAUCGGACCAUGAAUAAACCAUUAGAACAACAAACUUCAUCAAAUGCUGAAGUGUCUUCCGAAAUCUACCAGUGGGUUCGUGAUGAGUUGAAGCGAGCUGGCAUCUCCCAGGCUGUGUUCGCACGUGUGGCUUUUAACCGAACUCAGGGUCUAUUGUCUGAAAUUCUCAGAAAAGAAGAGGACCCAAAGACUGCCUCACAAUCUUUGCUAGUCAACUUGAGGGCAAUGCAGAAUUUUCUAAACCUGCCAGAAGCAGAAAGGGACCGUAUUUACCAGGAUGAAAGGGAGAGAAGUCUCAAUGCAGCCUCAGGGAUUGGAACUACACCUUUGAUAAGUUCUCCUAACCGUACCCAACAGGUCAAAACGUCCUCCAUUACAACUGAAUGGAAUGGUAAAUCGGAAGGCUGUGCACUUAAUAUUAAUGCUUCCAUUUACGAUGAGAUUCAGCAGGAAAUGAAGAGGGCCAAAGUGUCCCAAGCAUUAUUUGCUAAGGUUGCAGCAACAAAGAGCCAGAGAUGCCAGGGAUACAACAGAUAUGCAGCAGUCCUUGAAGAAGACUGACAGCUGGGCACUGCAACCAAAGGUUAAUGAAGUUCUAGAAAAGGAAAUUUCCUUCUAAGAAGUUGGCAAUCCCAGAUGAUAGUAUUGUCUGAGAGAAUAUGGCCG